Molecule: messenger RNA, 633 nt
Organism: Dibothriocephalus latus
Lineage: Eukaryota; Metazoa; Platyhelminthes; Cestoda; Diphyllobothriidea; Diphyllobothriidae
Source: the annotation of a GenBank genome assembly
GUAGCUCUCUUGGACUGUCCAAAUUUAAACAGCUAUCCGAUGACCCCGGAGGUUGAACGUGACAUUGAGGUGGCUCGAUGCGGUGCCCUGGCCCUCUGGUCCUGCAGCAAAUCCGCGCGGUCCAAGGUGGCUAUGAAGAAGGCUGGUGUUAUUUCGUUGUUGGCGCGUCUUCUCAAGUCUCCCCACGAGGCCAUGCUCAUUCCAGUGGUGGGAACCUUGGAGGAGUGUGCCAGCGAGCAAAGUUACAGGGUGGCCAUCAGAACGGAGGGUAUGAUUGAGGAUCUUGUCGCGAAUCUCAAAAGUGAUAACCAGGAGUUGCAGAUGCAUUGUGCAGCAACCAUAUUCAAGUGCGCCGCUGACGCCGAGACACGCGACCUUGUCCGAUAUCACGGUGGCUUGUCACCUCUGGUUGAUCUGCUCUCACAACAAGACAACAAGGAACUUCAGGCUGCUGCAACCGGAGCUGUCUGGAAGUGCGCAAUCUCGCCGGAAAAUGUCGCUGAGCUGCAGAAACAGGGCAUCAUCGAGAAACUUGUUAAACUGUUGACCGAUCAGCCCGAAGAGGAGGAUAUGGUAGCGAACAGGGGAGGUUACCCCGAUGCGUCCUCUGUUGCCCAAUCAGAACAUUUUUAG